Molecule: messenger RNA, 7971 nt
Organism: Procambarus clarkii (red swamp crayfish)
Lineage: Eukaryota; Metazoa; Arthropoda; Malacostraca; Decapoda; Cambaridae
Source: RefSeq, a predicted model, not a curated record
UCACACUCAAAACAUCUGGUUCCCUCGCCUACCCUUUCUGUUUUUAAACAAUAUUUUCUUAUAUACGGCAUUCAUACCAGUUUCAUUAUCGAGCCAUUGCCAAGGAAUCCCUAUUGUAGCUAAAUAGUGCGUUAUGGAGGGCACAGGAGUCUCCAGGAAAGAGAAAAGUGCUGUUCAAAACCUUGUCAAGAAAUUGCCGGGAAAGUUUGGAGUUCGAAGGUGGUGACUUGAGUUGUUGAGAGUGUUGCUUUGUGUGGCUGGCGGAGACGUCGCUCUCGCUCUCAUUAAACCCUUCCUCUGGCUCGGGAUGCUCUUAGGAAACAACCUGAAGGAGGCCCAGGAGGCAGAGGCUGCGGUGUGAGCUGGUGGCUGCCGUAGAGGGCGCUAAAACGCGGGAAAUCUGAAAGCAAACAGCUGAUCGUCUUGGACUUGUGUGUUUGUGGGAAAAGAUCGUGGUUGAUGCCACCAGUGUGGGAGACAAGCACUACCACCACCACCAGCAUCUCUGGCCGAGCACCACCACCACUAGAGCACCACCACCAUCAUGCCGCUCCUCUACAAGAAAGCCUUCGUGAAGAAUGAGCCGCCCCUCAGCCUUCAGCCCACAGAUAAAGUCUUCUUCUGUGAUAUCACCAAUGAGGUCUUUACCGAUUAUAAUGAAUAUUGGGAGCGGUUAGUACUGUGUAAUGCCAUGGUGUGGACGUGUGAGCUGACCAGCCGUCCCAACCUCACCUAUGCUGAAGCCACUGAAAGUGAAGGAAGAGCCAGAAAGUGCCUUGCUAAUGUUCCUCAGCUAAUUCGGAAGCCCAUAUUGUACAUAGCUACCUUGACUCGCCGUGGGCGCUACAUAGACAUGAGUGAAGAUGUUUUCAACUUCGUCCGUGACCGGUAUUUUGUCGGGGAGGAGGUCGAGGCCAUAGUUAAGAAGCACUGGUAUGAUUGCAAGGUAACUCGUAUAAUCCACCCUUCGCCUGAAGAAGUGGCCAAGUAUGAAGAAGAAACUGCUGAUUCUGAUGAAGAUUCCGAAAGCUCGGAGAAAAAUGGUGAGCCCAAGCAGAAUCAAGAUAACCACGAGAGCAAAAUGAAUGGAGAGAAUGAAAGUAUGGAAGUGGAUGAUGAUGAUGAUAUCCAAAUCAUCAAGGAGGUCUCCCCAAAGAGGAAGGAAGCAAAGAAGGCAGAUAGUGACAAUAAUUAUCCUCCAUUUGCUACUUUCAAGUAUGAAGUAAUUGAAAAGGAACCAUGGGACUACAAGGAAGUAAAGAAACAUAUCGUUACAUGGGAGCAGAUACGGCGUAUGAAGAGUACUUUCACCCGAGAAAAGUGUAAGCUGUUCCUCAAACAGUGUGUGCAGCUUUCUCCAUCUGGGUUUUGGGUUAUUAAGGACAAGAUUGCAAGGAGAUAUGACCUGGCCAACGUUCAAUAUUCAGACAUAUUCCUUGGGAAACCUCCCAAGUUCCAAGAAACACGGUGCAAGAAAAUGCCCGUCAACUUGAAUCCUGAAAAAGAGGUAAAGAAGCUGGCUGCUGAGAAAAGGCGGCGAGAAAGGAAGGAAGCUCGCGAGAAGAAUCCAGACUUGGACAUAAAGAAGCGAGGUCGGCCGUCAAUGACAGACGAGAAGGAGGCACGCAAAAAAAUGAUUAAGGAAGGAAAGACUGUGCUGACGCUAGAACAGAAAGAGAAACUUAAAGAGGAAUUUAAGCUGAAGCUGGUAAAAGAGAAAGAAGAAAAAAAGAAACAGAGAGAGAUUGUGAAGGAGCAGAAGCGUCUUUGUGUACAGUACAUGAAGGAGUGGAAGCGUGUGCGGGAUGAUUUGGACUGUGAUGACCACAAGGACUUGCCAAAGCCUGCCCCUGUCCAAUGUCGCAUUCCAGAUGAAAUGUUCGGCAGCUUUGUGAUGGUUUUGGAGUUCAUCAAUGUUUUCUCUGAGCUGGUGGAGCUUAAGGAUGUAUACCCACAAGGCAUCACCUUUGAUGUGCUGGAACAUGCAUUAGUUGAAAAGCAAGUGGCAGGUGUGUUCAAUGAUCUGAUGCAGCUCCUGCUGCAGACCAUUUUCAUGCUGCAGGAGGAGGAAGAUGACGAGGUGGAGGCUGAUAACACUGCAGAAGAAGUAAUGGAAGUGGAUACGAGUGACAUCUCUAUUCAGGAGGCAGUGCGGGUAGCCAACAGAGCGUCCACCUGGAGCCAACAGUAUCAUGGACUGCCACUUCAAAAGAUGCCACUGGAUGCCCUAACGGUCACGGAGAUUUUGCGUUUGCAUCUUCUGGCAUCAGGGGCCACCAGUGUUGCCAAUGGACGGUGGAGGCACUUCAAUCGUGGAGGCUUCAAGAACUGGGAUGAUCCAGGACUGCAGUUCAAGCUAGAGGAGCCAAUCAUCAUAAAGUCCCUGGCCACCCAGACCAUAUAUGACCUUUCCCUUGCCCAUAAGUUGAAAAUUUUGAAUGUGCUGGUGGGGCAGAUCCUGACUUAUGCAUCAGUUCGAGACACCAUCGAUGACAGCAUAGAGAAGCUGAGGGAGAUGAAGAACAAGCUGCGCCUGCAUCAGUUUACCCAGAUCAGGAAGGAGAAAGAGCUAAAUGCUGCCAGGCUGCAGGAGAAGCGUGAACGUAAGCAGAAGGAGCGCGAGCGUCUUGUUAAAGAGGCUGAAAAGAAAGCUGCAGCAGCUGCCAUGACAGGAGAAGCUGACAAACCUAUUGAACUGGAUGAGGAUGAAGAGGAGGAGGAGGAGGAGGAAGAGGACGAGAUUGAGAAGGCUGCUCGUGAGGAGAAGGAGGAGAAAAACAAGGCGGCUAGAAAACAAGACUUCUUAAAACGGGAGAGAGAGCUAAUGCAGCAGGUACUUAAUAUGGCUCAGGGCAUCAACUGGAUACCUCUAGGCCAGGACAGAGCGUAUCGUCGAUAUUGGUUGUUCAGCUCCCUUCCUGGGUUGUUCGUGGAAGACUAUGAGCUAUACCCAGGAGUGUGUCGACUGACUCCAACGCCCUAUAAUCCCCAGUCCAACCCCGAGCUGACAGAGGGUCUUGAAGAGCUCUUCAAGAUUCAAGCAGAGAAGAACUUGACAGAAAUAAUGACUGAAAAGGAGGACAAGAAUAAUAGUGACAAAGAAAAUGAAGCAAGCGAGAGCCCUGCCAAACAGGCUAAAUGCACUCCCAGUAAAACAUUGCUACAGACACCCAAUCACAUUCGACCCUCCAAUCUGGUUAAGAAUGAGAAAUCUCCGGCGAUAUUAUCUUCGACCACCACUGGUGCAGAGUCUGAGUUAAAGAUGGAUGUAAAUAAGCCAGUAGUAGUGAAUGGGGAAGUAAAGUUUGAGCUGGCAAAGGUUAAAGAAGACCCGGUGAACAGUAGUGAACCUUUGCCAGACAUAUUUGGCUUGUGUACCGCCGACCCCAUAAACUGUCCAGUGCACUGUAACAGAACUAAUCGACACAAAUGGUUCUUUUUUCAUCAAAUAAGGGACUUGGAUUGUCUUAUUUUAUCUCUUAAUAACCGUGGUAGCCGAGAAAAAGAACUGAAGGACACUUUAGAAUGCUAUAGGACUACCAUUGAAACUUCCAUGAAGUCCUGUCCAAUAUACAAACUUGACCCAUCUCUGGAGCCAGAGAUUGACCAAGCCACCCGAAAAUCUCAAAGAAAUGCAAUAAGCAGGAAAGAUGAAGAUGCCAACUUAAACUUUCCACCAGGGACACCUAUGGAUGAAAUCUUGCAGUGCACACUUCGCGACAUGAUCCUCGAGACGGAGGAGAAAAUACACCUGGGGAUGCUGGGUUCUCUUCGACUGGAGGAUCGUGAUGCCUGGAGACAAACCAUUACUGACGGCAUUUACCACCUGGGGUCUGAACUAGACUUUGGUGGUCGCAAGCGUAUUUCUCAGUUUAAGGCAGAACUUGGCUUGGAAGUAAAUGAAGAGCAAGAUGUUGAGGAUCUUCUAGUUGAGGCAACUGAGGCUGCACUUGUGAGGAACCUGGCUCAAGCCAUUCUGCAACUUGGACAGUCCAUAGACACCAAGUACUUAAGGUCACCUCUAGGGGAGACAGAUAAAGCUCGGAAGGCGCGUGAGCAAGCAGAAGAAAAGUUGAGGCGUAAGAGUAGAAAGCGUGCGAAGGAUGAGGAUGGAGGAGCAGCGUCCGAUAAAGAUUCUGACGAGGAGGAAGAUGGCAGUAGAGUGUCAGACGUGGUGACGGACAAUGCUCUCAGAACUCCAAUCGAAAGAUGGGAGAAAUCCCUGAUGGCCAGCACGAGCCUCUCUCAGUUGUGUUUGCAUUUUGCCACACUAGAGAACUCGAUAACGUGGUCUCGCUCGGCUCUCAACGCUCGGUGUCGUAUCUGUAAACGUAAGGCUGAUGCAGAAAACAUGCUGCUGUGUGAUGGCUGUGAUAGAGGACAUCAUAUCUAUUGUUUAAAACCAAAAUUAAAGGAGAUACCUUCGGGCGACUGGUUCUGUGAUCGCUGUAAACCAAAGGAGAAACCAAAGAGUCCACGAAAAAAUCGCCAGAUUUACAAGGAUGUGUCGGAUGACGAGGUCGAGAUGGGAGACGAUUCUGAUGAAGACGACGAGAGUGAUAGGGAGAAUCAGAACCUGUGCUUUGCCUGUGAGAAGCCUGGCACACUCAUCUGCUGCGACACCUGUCCCCUGGCCUUUCACCAGUCGUGUGCCGACCUGCGGAAAAUUCCCCGCGGCAACUGGUCAUGUCACCAUUGUAAUGGCAAAUCAUCUGCCAAAGGGAAGGAUAGUCCUCCAGAGAAGAAGAAGAAUAGCAAGGAGAGCAGCAAGACUAAUAAAGACACAAAUAAGGAGAACAAAGGAAAAAAGGAGGCUAAGAAUAUUAAGAAAGGAAAGGAGACAAAGAAUGCCAAGAAUACGAAGGAGACAAAGAACGCCAAGAAUACAAAGGAGGCAAAGAAUACUAAGAAGACCCCGAAGAGUGCCGAAAAGAAUACCAAGGCCACUAAAAGUAAAAAAAGUGCGACUCCGUCUGGGGUCAAGAGACGAAGUGAGGGGAAUUCCCCUCACAUCUCCAAGAAGCUCAAAUUGGAUGAUUUUGAAACUGAGUGGACCCCACCAAAGCGAGGCUCUGGUCGACGUUCAUUGGUCAGUGAAGACAGUGAGCUCAACUGUUCUGCUCUGGAAACCAUACUAGAUGAACUUCAGAAGCAUCCUGCAAGUUGGCCUUUCAUUAGGCCAGUGUCCAAGAAACUUGCUCCCGAUUAUUACGAAGUUGUGAAGAAGCCAAUGAACAUCCGAAGAAUACGAGAGAAACUGACCAGCAUGAAAUAUGCCACGGAUGAGGAGUUCAUUGCCGACGUCAUGCUGGUGUUCCAGAACUGUCAGCAGUACAACAUGGAGCACACUGAGGAGUACAAGAGCGGUGUGCUGCUUUCCAACCUCUUUAUAAAGCGGGUUGAAGAAUUAGGCCUUAUCUAUCACGGAGAUCUCAGAAAAGAAGCCAGGAAGAAAAGACGUUAACAUAGGUCCCCAACUAGAUCAUCCUGUAAGGUUAACCUGUAUUUGUUUUAACCCACUCAGCUUUUUGUAAUGAUUUUAAGCACUGCCCAGAAGGCCCCCUAAAAUAUAAGUUAACAUUUUCUCCAGUGAAAUUUGAUGGAGAAUCGUGACCAAAAAGAAAGCAACCCGAUAUUAACGAGUUGAAGAGUACAUGGAGAGUUCGAGAGAGAAUGGGAGCAGCUGCAUGCUUUGAGUACAUUGGGUGAACACACUUAUGGAUGAAGGUGAUGGUUUGUAUCUAAUGAUGACAACACUGCAAGUCUACUACAUCAUUAUCUUGAACUUUUUAAUGUUUUUUUUUAUGUUUCCUAGACAUGACUAGUUACAAAAAAGUGAAGCACUCAUUUUUUCUAUCCUGUUGUCUUGUUUUGUUCUUUUUCUCCUUUUACUCCUCUUUCUUCUCCACUCUUCCGUCUUGCCUCCAGUCCCGUCCUGCCUCCGCACUGCUGUACACCAUAAUACAGGUUUAUACCAUAUUGAUUUGGUUUAAAUUACAUGUAUAAUGUAUAUGAUACAAGUUCCAAUGCUUUUUUAAUUGUCGAGAUGAGGAAAGUCAAAAUCGUAAAUAAAAUUAUCAAUUCUUUAAUUGUAGAUUUAAAAGUUUGUUGGAAAGCCAGCAUUGAAAACAAAUAUUGAAAGAAAUUUAUUUUGCUUGCGCAAAUGUUAUAAAUGUUUAUAGUUCUGAAAGUAAACAAUUACUUGAUGAAACUGCUAUUCUCAAGAAGCACUCUUCACUAAGGUCUCCUUCCUAGUUAUGUUAUUUUUAAUAGGGAAAGUACGUGAGGCAAGAAUCUGCCUGGUACUGUAUGUGUGCGUGUACAGUGUGUCCCACGGCGGGUACUGUAUGUGUGCGUGUACAGUGUGACCCACGGCGGGUACUGUAUGUGUGCGUGUACAGUGUGACCCACGGCGGGUACUGUAUAUGUGCGUGUACAGUGUGACCCACGGCGGGUACUGUAUGUGUGCGUGUACAAUGUGACCCACGGCGGGUACUGUAUGUGUGCGUGUACAGUGUGACCCACGGCGGGUACUGUAUGUGUGCGUGUACAGUGUGACCCACGGCGGGUACUGUAUGUGUGCGUGUACAGUGUGACCCACGGCGGGUACUGUAUGUGUGCGUGUACAGUGUGACCCACGGCGGGUACUGUAUGUGUGCGUGUACAGUGUGACCCAUGGCGGGUACUGUAUGUGUGCGUGUACAGUGUGACCCAUGGCGGGUACUGUAUGUGUGCGUGUACAGUGUGACCCAUGGCGGGUACUGUAUGUGUGCGUGUACAGUGUGACCCAUGGCGGGUACUGUAUAUGUGCGUGUACAGUGUGACCCACGGCGGGUACUGUAUAUGUGCGUGUACAGUGUGACCCACGGCAGGUACUGUAUAUGUGCGUGUACAGUGUGACCCACAGAUGGUUCUUGUAUUCCGCAUACUAACUUGUUUUAAUAAUUUACACAUUUCCUUGUUGAAGGAGGCAAAACAUAGAACAGUAUGUUUGAGGACUGCAAACUAUGUCAUUUUUAUUACUUGCAUCUUGUCAAAGAAUUAAUUUGACAUGAGACCGUGAGAAACUCAGGGAUGGUGGAUAUAAAUUGAGUUGUUAUUCAGUAACAACUGUGCCGCCAGACCAUCCAUAAGUAAACAAAUGGUUUAAUAAGCUAAAGUGUCAAAAAACUAAAUACAUUAAAUGCAAAGACAUGUGUAUUUCAUUCUGAAAUUCUCAUACUUAAAAGACCCAGGUAGCCUGGUCGAGCCCAAGUUAUUUACAAAGAAGCUGUUGCAUUUAUGAUCACUGCCAGAGACCCCUUUUUUUUUUGUCUUCGCCUGGUCCACUAUUUUUCUCCAACUGAGGACAUAGUUGUAGUUAAUAACAUGUCACAGCUCUCAUGUGAAAAAUUCCCCACCAGCUGGCGUGCGUGUCAACCAGCUGACUUCACCCACCAGCUGGGAGUGUGUCCACCAGCUGGGCCACAUCCACCAGCUGGGAGUGUGUCAACCAGCUGGGCCACAUCCACCAGCUGGGAGUGUGUCAACAAGCUGGGCCACACCCACCAGCUGGGAGUGUCAACAAGCUGGGCCACACCCACCAGCUGGGAGUGUGUCAACAAGCUGGGCCACACCCACCAGCUGGGAGUGUGUCAACAAGCUGGGCCACACCCACCAGCUGGGCCACACCCACCAGCUGGGCCACAUCCACCAGCUGGGAGUGUCAACCAGCUGGGCACAUGAGCUGUGACAGCCAAGCUCUGGGCAUUUCCAUUAGUACAGUAUAAUUACCUAAUAUUUUUGUAGAUGUUUAUUUGUAUUUAGCGGUGAACUAGUGACCACAUGAAGUUUGCAAUUCUGAAUUGAAUUAGCAAUGCCAUCAUUCUACAGUAGGAUGAAUGAUUCUUAUUGUAAAGGAUUUUUUUUAAAUGUGUGUAUUUAUUUUUUAAGAAUCGGUGAAUAUUUUCCGAAUAAUAAUAGUUAUUGUAA